GUUACGAGUGAACUAUUAGAGUUUCUCCAAGAUACGAGAAGAGGGGAAUGCGCUGCGUAAAGCUUGGGAAGCCCCGGAGAUUGGCAGUAGGAAAACGACGCGAGCGCACUCGGUGCCCCCGUGCGGUCACGCUCCUGAACGUGCGUGGCCGCGGUGCGCGACGGUUCUUUGACUCGGCGCCGAGAGUCAGUCAACCCGGUGACGGCUUGCUGGUGGUGUUGUUCUCUUUCAAGCGGGAUCCUCGGCGUUUACGAGCUCGAGCGAAGACGGCGAACGCGCGCGUCCGCGUGUGUGCGUGCAUCGGGAGUACAACGCCUGAUAACAACGUGCGUCGACUGAGAACGUGCGUCAAGUUGAAGAACUACAUACUUGUCGCCGAUCUUGGGGAGAGAUCGGACUCGUUUGUCGCGCACGAAAGUACGCGAUCGGUGAGGAAAACAGAAGAAAGAGAAAGACAAGACGAACAGACGGCCGCCGGGAAAAUGCGAAAAGCCCGCAAUGCGCGCGAUCGACAGGUGACACGUUCCCGCUGAAACGUGGAAGAGCCCGCCGCGAGUCUCGUCGCGAAAAACGAGGUGCGUCCUUCGCUCGGCACUACGCAAUGGGUCGCCAACGAACUCGCCGCUGAGCGAGGUAUCGAGAGAUCGAUCGUUCGGCGCGAUCGAAACGUCGGAUCGGCGCGCGUGAUCCGUCGUUUGCGACGUUCCUCCGGGAGAAUCUCUGAUCACUCAGUGGGAUGAGACCAGGAAGCGCGCGUGAUCCCUGAGUCAAGAUCGAUCUAAGCGGCUCUAAUCGACAGACGAGGGCUCGAGUCUCUUGCGUCGGGAUUACGAAGUUGCAACAGCGGAAUAACGUCCAAGGUAUCCUCAUGAGCGGAGCGUGUCCCUGCUCAUGAAACUACAUCUCGACGAGACCUUGGAGUACGUGUAGGUUUGUUCACGGUAAAUCGAAGCUGUAGCCAUUGGCGAGAAGGCGCACUGAGGAAUCCACACCACAAGUCCACACCGCUCUCGACGCUCCGCGUUUGUCCUUCACCAACGAGGCGCGAUCGCUUCUGGAGCAAUCCGACGGUGAAAGGAGCAAUCUCAACGGAAACCUUUGACGGCCACUGUAGCGUUGCUUGUUAUCGGCACGUACGUUAUCGGCACGCGCGUUCUUGAAGAAACUCUGAUACUUUAUCCACCAACGAUCCGAGCUACCGGCGAGCUCGGCAAGAUUUACGGACAACUCAUCGGGAACUUCAGAACGACCAACAGACGAGCAACUGGUGCGUCCGCCGCGAUGGAAGACGAGCUACGUUGUCCUUGCUGCAAGGAACUGUUCGUGGAGCCGGUGCUGUUGCCGUGCUGGCACGCGUUGUGCUUAUCGUGCGCGGUGAAUCUGCAGGCACCGCCGGACUCACCGCCGGAGUCGACCGCCGAUUCUUCAAACGCACCCGGCUCCGAUCAGGAAGCCGACAAAUUGUCGAUCCUGUCGGAGACCGACUCCGGCGUGGUGUGCAGCAGCACGUCGACCAGCUCAAGACCGGGUAGCUACGUCGGCACCCCGGGCAACGGUGGUUUCCCGCCGUCCGGCGGCACUCUCUGUCUCUCGUGCCCUGUCUGCCAGAAGACGGUCUACUUCGACGAGGGCGGCGCCCAUAAUUUGCCCAAGUAUCGGGCGAUGCAACACAUCGUCGACAAGUAUCAGGAGUCGCGCAACACGCGGAUGCAAUGCCAGAUGUGCGAGGGAGAGCCACGCGACGCGACCGUCGCGUGCGAGCAGUGCGAGGUUUUAUACUGCGAUGCAUGCAGGGAAUCCUGUCAUCCGAAAAGGGGCCCACUGGCGGCCCAUAAUCUGGGACCUCCGAGAGGCAGCUGGCAAUCGAGCGGGAGCAAGGGAUCCCGUGGCCUGGGGCCGGAAGGUACGCCAGUUUGCAACGACCACAAUGGCGAAGCGGUGACCCUUUAUUGCGCUUUGUGCAAAAUCGCGAUAUGCGCCCUGUGUCUUCGUGAUCGUCACGCCGCGCAUCCUCACGACGUGCUGCCGUUGGCUGCUGCCUGCAAAGCUCAAAAAACGGAGCUGUCGCAGAACCUGCAGCAGCUGUCGGAGAGGGCCCGCUCGACGACCGAGUUCAUUCAAAGGCUCAAAGGAAUGACGGAUAAAGUGCACGAGGAGUGCGUGGCGCUCGAGGAGGAGGUCGAGGACCGAGUGGCGAAUCUGGUGAGCCUGCUGCAGGCGAGAAAGUCGCGGCUGAUCGAAGCCGCUCGGCAGACCAGGGAGGCCAGGGUACGCUCGCUGCGGGACCAGGUGGCGAGAUGCGCCACGCACCUGCAGGCGACCACCGCGCUGCUCACCUUCUGCAUCGAGGCGCUCAAGGAGACCGACAGCGCGGCCUUCCUGCAGAUCGGCGGCAUGUUGUCGGUCCGGGCGGCGACCGCCGCCGGCUCCUGGGGUGGCGCCGAGGGCGUACAGGAAAUCGCCCGUUUGCCAUUGCUGGAUCUCACCCUGGACGACAAGCCGCUGCGUCGCGCCAUCGAUCAGCUCACCUUCGUCCAGCUGAAACCGUCAGAAGGAGAGGAACGAUUUCCAACAGCAGCACCCGGAGCGCCUCUACUGAUCCCCGAAGAGUGUAGCGCCGAGAACAACAGCGUCACCGUUGCCUGGCAGCCGCCACCUGGACACGGAAUUAUGGGCUGCGCCGGUCAGAGGGGUCCCGCCAUCGAGGGCUAUCUCUUGGAGCUCGAUGACGGCUGCGGCGGGGAGUUCAGGGAGGUGUACUGCGGCCGGGAGACCAUCUGCACGGUGGACGGGCUGCACUUCAACUCGCUCUACAACGCCAGGGUGCGGGCGUUCAACAGCGCGGGCGAGGGCGAGUACUCGGAGCUGAUCGGCCUCCAGACCGCGGAGGUGGCGUGGUUCUCGUGGGCGACCGGAGCAGCCGGCAUACCGCAGGAGGUGUCCAUAUCUGAGGAUGCGAUGAGCGCGUCCUGCGAAGGCUACGAGCACCGUGUGGUCCUCUCGAGCGUCGGCUUUUCGCGGGGUGUGCACUACUGGGAGCUGACCAUCGAUCGAUACCAUAGUGACACCGAUCCGGCCUUCGGUAUCGCUCGGGCCGACGUGUCGCGCGAUCAGAUGCUGGGUAAGGACGACAAGGGCUGGAGCAUGUACAUAGACCGACAACGCUCGUGGUUCAUGCACGGCGGCGGUCACGCGCAGAGGACGGACGGUGGCGUUCAGCAAGGCUCGACCGUCGGCGUGCUGCUCGACCUUGAGACCACGCACACGCUGCGCUUCUUCGUCAACGAUCAGCCGCAGGGCGGUAUCGCCUUCCGCGAUCUCUACGGCGUCUUUUACCCGGCGGUCAGUCUAAACCGCGGCGUCACGGUGACCCUCCACACCGCCUUGGACGUGCCGCGUCACCUGCUGGCGCUUCAUGAGGAGUACAUCAGCGACAUUGUUCAGAGCUAGGGGUACCUCAACGUCCUCAAGAAAGGUCUGUCUGUGCAGGAGCUCGGCUCGCCCUUAGGUCCGCUGCUGUACGUCGACCGGUGCAGGGACUUCGAGUCGGCGGGCCAGUUGCUGGAGAAGAUCGUCGAGGAGAGUCCGGUUGACGUUAACUGAUCGGUCUCCGUGUACGGCCGCCGAUCGAUUGUAGUCUCGGCUUUCUGCGAUAUUUCUUGGCAGCGUCGUUGAGGUCUCUCGGAAUCACACUCUGAGAUGUCAGACGCGGAUGAGCGCCGAAUAGGUCUCGAUUCUACGGCGAGGUUGCACGGCGCGCGAAAAGGAAGCGUUGGUGUUUCUUUAGUCUCCUCGGGGACAAUAGUACGCUCUAUGUACGUGUGUGUACAUUUUGAUUUGUCUUAAGGACGUGCUCGAGCCGUGUUGAGGAGAAAAAAUGUUUCUUGCGAGUAUCCGCGAUACUCAGCUUGCAGCUCGCACGGCUACUUUCCAGCGGAAAGUGUGAGGAAACGUUUCGCGUAGAAAACGUAGCGCUCUCGUGACCGUCGAACUUUUUACUCGAGCUACUCAAGAAUUUGUUGUCCCUGAGGAUGUUAAUCCGCAUGAAACGUACUCGCGCCGGAAUAUGAACGGAGUCCACGAGAGAAAUAACGAUUCAACAGGUCCGGAAACUUCGACAAGAAGGUUUCCGACGGAGGCGUAUAUACCGUUGACCUUUUCGAAUUCGCUGAGAGCUCGAGAAACUGAGACUUAGAAGCGAGACUGCAGUCGAAAUUGGAAUCGCUUUACUGAUUUCACGCGAUCGGGAAUCGUGCUGAACGGGGCAUCUCGACAAUAUCGAUAACAAGUCGCGAAUACCCAAACGGAAGAAAUAAAGGAAUACAGAACGUGCUGUAAAAUCACUCGUAGAAUGUGAGGGAGGAAAGAAGGAAAGAAAGAAGAAGGAUCACUUUAUUCCGGAGAGUCAAUGAGACUGAAAUAUAUCAUUCACGCACACACGUCGCGCGAUCCAGCGCAUCUCUUACGUUAAAAUACUACGAAAGAGCCAACAUAUAAAAAGAUCCCUCCGACACGCUGAAAAUCGGUCCAUUUUUUACUUACGCCGCACCCCGCCACGGCGCAGAGCAAAGAAGAUAUUUUUUCCUAACGCUCCUAAAGUAUGUUUCUUUAUCUCGAACGAUUAUCUCGAUAAAAAACCUAACGCACUUCGAGGGGCCACGUUCCCGACGUCGGUCCAACUAACUGCGACUCUCCGUCUACGUUACGAUCGACCUUUCGUCGACGAUCUAAGAUAUGUAUUCGUUGGCUAAAUUACCAGAUACUCGACCGACGGCGGCUCUCGGAAGCAAGGAGACGUCCAUUAGCAAAUAGCCAAGUAUCGUCGCCGACGAACUUUAUUGAGAAGCGACGUUACCGGAGGAGAGGCGAUCAAUCGGGUCGGUCCGGUAAGAUCGCGCCGAGUGCCGAAGAGUCGCCUUGAAUAAGAGUGCCUCUUGCGGAAUUCAUCGGUUGACAGAGGGAGAAGCGCGAGCGAGGUAUCGCUCGUUCGCAGGCAACCUCUCCUUUUCUCUCUCUCUCUCUCUCUCUCUCUCUCUCU
Messenger RNA from Harpegnathos saltator (Jerdon's jumping ant), 5038 nucleotides. It is a transcript of the gene Trim9, whose product is annotated as E3 ubiquitin-protein ligase Trim9. Bases 1282 to 3450 code for a protein of 722 amino acids. The record is from RefSeq and is a predicted model, not a curated record. Gene Ontology annotation, molecular function: zinc ion binding; protein binding. Gene Ontology annotation, biological process: axon guidance. The transcript is spliced from 9 exons. Gene Ontology annotation, cellular component: neuron projection. NCBI's taxonomy places the organism in Eukaryota, Metazoa, Arthropoda, Insecta, Hymenoptera, Formicidae.